Molecule: messenger RNA, 1839 nt
Organism: Aedes aegypti (yellow fever mosquito)
Lineage: Eukaryota; Metazoa; Arthropoda; Insecta; Diptera; Culicidae
Product: tubulin beta chain
Exons: 6
Coding region: 170-1516 (448 amino acids)
Biological process (GO): microtubule cytoskeleton organization; mitotic cell cycle
Cellular component (GO): microtubule; cytoplasm
Molecular function (GO): GTPase activity; GTP binding; structural constituent of cytoskeleton
Source: RefSeq, a predicted model, not a curated record
UAUGUCAUCGCCCAUAGCGGACUGGACCGAAAAACGGCGAAUAGUCAAUCAGAAUCGAUCGGUCGCGACGAAAACAAGUGUGUUUUGUUUAGUGUAAAAAAAUCCGGAAUCGCGAUUGUGAUUAGUGCGUUUGAUUAGAAAGCUAAAAGCCUCCACACCGAAAGUCACCAUGAGAGAAAUCGUACAUCUGCAAGUGGGUCAGUGCGGAAACCAGAUCGGAUCCAAGUUCUGGGAAACCAUAUCGGACGAACAUGGCAUCAACCCAACGGGCAUGUACCAAGGCAAUAACGACCUCCAGUUGGAGCGAAUCGACGUAUACUACUCGGAGGCCAACGGGUACAGAUACGUGCCACGUGCCGUUCUGGUAGAUCUGGAACCGGGUACCAUGGACUCGGUGCGCCAGUCACCCUACGGAGACCUGUUCAGACCGGAUAACUUUGUCUUUGCUCAAUCAGGAGCCGGUAACAACUGGGCCAAGGGUCACUACACAGAAGGCGCCGAACUAGUUGAGACCGUACUAGACGUAGUACGGAAGGAGGCCGAAACCUGCGACUGUCUGCAGGGUUUCCAGCUGGCACAUUCCCUCGGCGGCGGCAGCGGAUCCGGAAUGGGUACACUGCUGGUCUCGAAGAUCCGAGAAGAGUAUCCGGACAGAAUUAUCAACUCGUUUUCUGUGUUCCCGUCACCGAAGGUGUCGGACACCGUUGUAGAGCCGUACAACGCCGUCUUGUCCAUUCAUCAGCUAGUGGAGAACACCGAUGGAACGUUCUGUAUCGAUAAUGAAGCUUUGUACGAUAUCUGUUUCCGUACAUUGAAGCUCAGUUCGCCAACCUAUGGCGAUCUCAAUCAUCUCGUGUCGCUCACCAUGUCCGGUGUGACAACGUGUUUCCGAUUCCCAGGUCAGCUGAAUGCCGACCUCCGUAAACUUGCCGUCAAUAUGGUUCCUUUUCCGCGGCUGCACUUCUUCAUGCCCGGGUUCGCCCCGCUCACAGCCAAGGGCUCCCGGCAGUACCGCGUGGAGAGUGUUUCCGAGCUGACCGCACAGAUGUUCGAUGCGAAGAACAUGAUGACGGCAUGCGAUCCCAGGCACGGACGGUACCUGACAUGUGCCGCCAUCUUCCGAGGUCUCGUGUCGAUGAAGGAAGUUGACCAGCAGAUGAUGAACGUCCAGAGCAAGAAUAACAGCUACUUCGUAGAGUGGAUUCCGAACAACGUGAAGGUCGCCGUUUGCGACAUUCCACCGCGUGGGCUCAAGAUGUCGGCCACUUUCAUUGGCAACACGACGGCCAUCCAGGAGAUCUUCAAGCGCGUCUCGGAACAGUUCACGGCCAUGUUCCGGCGCAAGGCUUUCCUCCACUGGUACACCGGCGAGGGUAUGGACGAGAUGGAGUUCACCGAGGCGGAAUCGAAUCUGAACGAUCUCAUCUCCGAGUACCAGCAGUACCAGGAGGCUUCGGCGGACGAUUACGUCGAGGGUGAGCAUGAUUUUGACGACGAAGAGGAAAUUCAGCAAUAAGACGAUUAAUCCGGGGUGGAGCAACCUUGCGAUACGAUGGCAUUUUAUAAUAAAUGUGUUCAGCUAGUAACUGUUUAGUUGAUAUAGGUAUUAUCGAUCAAUUUUAACGCGUAAUUUAUGAUCCACAACAGGUUUAUAUAGAACAGUCUCUGGGUUAGGUUACGAAUAUGUAUUUGUUUAGAGCAUCUAAGCAUAACUUGUCUAAUAACUGUUUAUGUUUAAAAGUUUUAAAGAAACUUUUGAUAGUUGUGACAAAGAUUAAUUUGUUUCAUAUAAAUCUGUUUCUGCGCAAUAAAAUACCUUUAAAGUAAAUGAAACAUACA